AUGAUUAGUUCAAAAAUGGCGAUGAUAACUAAUAUUGUAAGAUUAUUUUUCCCAAUAAUUUUACUAAUUAUAAGUUCAAAAUGUAAUGCAAAUGAUAUCUUAGGUUGUGGCGGCUUUGUUAAAAGUCACGUUACCUUGGAUUUUUCUAAGAUUGAGAUUGGACUGUAUACCAAAGAAGGUAGUCUUAAGGAAAAAACAGAAUGUGCUCCUACGAAUGGUUAUUACUUCCUCCCAUUGUAUGAAAAAGGAGAGUAUGUGCUCAAGGUUCAUCCACCAGCAGGCUGGAGCUUUGAACCGUCACAAGUAGAACUCUCAAUAGAUGGUACAACGGAUCAAUGUUCUUCAGGCCAAGACAUUAAUUUCGCCUUUAACGGCUUUGGAAUAACUGGACGAGUGAUCACAGCUGGCCAGAAGCAAGGUCCAGGUGGAAUAAACAUCCAGCUGGUGAAUGAUAAAGGGGAAGUUCGGAAUACUGUGACUGCAGUAGGUGGUGAUUUUCACUUCACCCCUGUUAUUCCUGGCAAGUAUACUGUGAAAGCAUCACAUCCAAGGUGGAAGCUUGACCCAUCUGAAGCAAUUGUUCAAGUGAAGGAAGGCAACACUGCAUUACCAGGUGGUGUAUUGGCAGUGAAGGGUUAUGAUGUCUCUGGCUCUGUUCAUUCAUUUGGCAGCCCUAUCGGAGGUGUAUAUGUACUGCUGUACUCGAAGGAGGAAAACCCUCUAUUCCGUGUGGAAGGAUGUACAACAGCUCUCCUCCAAGGUGUCCCGGAUGCUCCAAUAUGCCAUUCGAGGACUGAUGCUAAUGGAGAAUUUAGUUUUGGUUUGGUACCAGCUGGAGAAUAUAAGUUGUUGCCAUUGGCAAGGCCUCCUGGUCAAGUGGCUGUUAGCUACAAUGUGAGACCAGAAUCCGUUCCAUUCACUGUUAGACAUGACAGUCUCUUCAUUAAAAAUGCCUUUGAGGUGACAGGAUUCACUGUUGUUGGUACGGUAGUCAGUUCCAUGGGUGGGCCCGGCAUGGCUGGUGCUCGUGUUCUACUCGAAGGGGAGCCCAUUGGCAAAACCGAUGCUAAAGGAAAAUUCACAUUGCCGAAUCUACAGCCUGGCACUUAUAGCCUGGGUUUCCAACACGAACAAUGUGAAUUCGACGACAUCCAGCUGGUCAUCACACCAACGGGUCCCCGUGCGGCGAUUACAGCACGUGCAGCGCGCUGGCGAGUGUGUGGCGCGGUCACCCCCGCCACCCAGCGCCACGUCAUACUGACCCGGGACGGGCAGGACGCACAUAAAGUGAUGGCGGAAGGUGACCAGGGCGCAUGGUGCACGUAUCUACCGUCAGGAGUUUAUACCGCUAAGGUGCAUGUAACCGAUCAAGAACAGCGAGAUGGACUGCAAUUCUACCCUCUAACGCAGAGAGUGUCAGUGGGUAAUGGCCCCGUGGAUGGUAUCACUUUCUCUCAGCUCAAAGGCAAGCUGAGCGGGGUGAUACAGUGCAAGGAGUCCAAAUCGUGUGCCAACAUACCUGUGACGCUACGACCCUUGUCAGCUGACGGCGGAUAUGUCGGACAGCCCGUCUCGACUGUCGCCAUUGAUGGGAAGUACACAUUUGAGGAGGUACUCCCAGGCAGUGUGGAAAUCUCUGUGGAUAGUGACCGCCUCUGUUGGGCUGAGGCCAGACACAAUGUAGCCGUGACACAGGACCACGCCAACGUGCCCACGUUUGAACACACUGGAUAUGUGUUGAAGAUUCAUUCCACACAUGAAGUUGAGGUGGAGUACGCGAGCGGCCAGGCCGAGGGCGUGUUGCUGGUGGCGGCGGGCGCGAGCCAGCAGUGCGUGCCGCUGGCCGGUCGCUACACGCUGACGCCGCGCGGCUGCCACCGCUUCCAGCCGCACCAGGCGCACGCCGACACCAGCGCCGAUACCACCGAGACUAUAUAUUUCGUGGCGACUGCUCAUGCUGUAGUGAUCAAGGUGACAUCUCCAGAACCGGUUGAAGACUUGAUGCUCCACCUCAAUGCUGAUGGGCAACCCACUAAGGAUAUCGGACCUCUGGUACCUCUGCAGCAGCCUGGCGGUGGAUACGUGUUUGAACACACCCUGUAUAUGGCAGACGGCGAGUCGUGGGCGGUGUCGUGCACGUCGGCGCGGCUGCUGGUGGGGCCCCCGGCGCGCGUGUGGGGCGGCGCGUCGUGCCAGCCGCACGCGCUCGUGCUGCGCGCGCGCCCCGCGCUCACGCUGGCCGGCCGCCUCGUGCCGCCCGUGCCCGGCGCCACCGUCACGCUCACUGCCGACGAUUUAAAACUAAGUCAAGAAACAACAGAAGAUGGCACGUAUCGGUUCGGUCCGCUGGACGCGUCUGUGCGCUACACGAUCACGGCGGAGAAGGAGUCGUACGUGUUCAGCGCGCCCGACGAGCGCGGGGACAUCGCCGCGCACAAGCUGGCCGAGAUCUCCGUGCUGCUCACCGACGUCGCUGACGCCACGCCCCUGCAGGGCGCCUUAGUGUCAGUGAGCGGUGGUACGUACCGCCGUAACGUGGUGAGCGGAGCGGACGGCCGGCUCCGCUUCGCUUCGUUGUCGCCCGCUCAGUACUACAUUAAGCCCAACAUGAAGGAGUACAAGUUCCAACCGCCUCAUCACAUUGUGGCUUUAGAAGAGGGAGUCACUCAUGAUAUUGAACUAAAGGGCGUGCGCGUGGCGUGGUCGUGCGUGGGCGCGCUGGUGUCGCUGGGCGGCGCGGGCUGGGCGCGCGCGGGGCUGCUGGCCGUGCCGCGCGCGCCCAGCGCCCCGCACUGCGCCACCGAGGAGGCCACCACCGACCCAGGCGGCGCCUUCAGAAUUCGGGGACUAUUACCGAAUUGCGUUUACGACAUCCAAUUGAAAGAAUCUACUACCCCAGAGUUGUUCGGUCUGAAGUUAGCCAAAGCGCCGCCCAAACUAGAGGUCAAGGAAAAUAAAGACAUCGAGAAUAUCCGUCUGAUUGCGAUCCAACCGCAUCAGAUUACCGAUGCGAACGUCCUCGUUUACACUCCUAACAUUGACCAUUACAAAACCCUGCGCCUAACACUAGCCCUCGAAACUACCCCACACACCCCCAUAUAUUCGACCAAACUAGACCCAGCCGGGUACAACCAGAACAUGAACCCGGGACUUAUGUAUGUGUUGCCGAGACUGCCAGCUGAUAAUAAAACUUAUGUGGUACAGUUAGAGUCCACUUUGAGUAAAACAACGCAUACGUACGGCGAGGAGGUACAUUAUUUUAAUUCCGAUGGGCAUUUCAAACAUUUCACCAUCGAGUUUUUGCCUAAGGUAAAGUUGCACGAGCAGGAAGUGCGGCAGUCGUCGCUGCUAAUAGUGCCCCUGUUGGGCCUGCUGGCCCUCGCCUACACGCAGCGCUCGCGCCUGCUCGCCGCGCUCGGCCAAGCGAUGGCCAGUGGCAGCGCUCGCGCCCCUGCUCGCACCGCUCGCUCCGAGCGCGCCGAGCGGAUCGAGCGCACCGAGCGGAGCGAGCGCGCCGCCGCCGACAUCGACCACAUCGUGGCCGCGCUGUCGCCGCCCGCCAAGAGACAGAUCAAGAAGUCCAAACUCAUAUAG
Messenger RNA from Arctia plantaginis, 3594 nucleotides. Lineage: Eukaryota; Metazoa; Arthropoda; Insecta; Lepidoptera; Erebidae. The record is from the annotation of a GenBank genome assembly.